AGCCUCUGUCUACCCUAUUCUCAGCGAGUUCACUUUAAGUUUGUCUCGCCUCGAGCUGUUCACAGUUUCAAAUUAACAUUCGAUGCGAGCACAUCAACCAGCCAUGAAGCUCCACUGUACCCUGCUGCCCCUGCUCCUGGGCCUUCUGACAAUUGGUCAAAGCAAUGCCGCUGCGGGCUCCGCGCAUCUGCUCUGCUACUACGAUGGCGCCAGCUUCAUCAGAGAAGGCCUGUCCAAGCUGACUCUUAACGACCUGGAGCCGGCAAUGCAGUUCUGCACCCACUUGAUCUACGGCUAUGCAGGCAUCAAUCCCAGCAGCAACAAGCUGGUCAGCACCAACGAGAAACUGGAUCUGGAUCUGGGCAGCAGCCUGUACCGCUCUGUGACUGGCCUGAAGAAGAAGUAUCCGGCAUUGAAGGUUCUUCUGAGCGUCGGCGGCGACAAGGAUGUUACCGACGAGGAGAACUCCAAGUAUCUGACUCUGCUGGAGAGCAGCAAUGCUCGCAUUCCAUUUAUUAACAGCGCCCACUCGUUGGUCAAGACCUACGGCUUUGACGGUCUCGACCUCGCCUGGCAGUUCCCAAAGAACAAGCCCAAGAAGGUGCACAGCGGCAUUGGCUCGUUCUGGAAGGGUUUCAAGAAGAUCUUCACCGGCGACUUCGUUGUCGACGAGAAGGCCGAGGAGCACAAGGAGGAGUUCACGGCUCUAGUGCGUGAGCUGAAAAACGCUUUCCGUCCGGACGGCUAUCUGCUGGGCCUCAGCGUUCUGCCCAAUGUCAACUCGUCACUGUUCUAUGAUGUGCCCGCUCUGAUCAACAAUGUGGACUAUGUCAAUCUGCACGCCUAUGACUUCCAGACACCUGUGCGCAACCCAGAAGUGGCUGACUUCCCCGCGCCCAUCUACGAGCUGAACGAACGCAAUCCCGAGCACAACAUCAACUACCAGGUGCAGUACUGGCUCAACAACCAUGCGCCCGCCUCCAAGAUCAACGUUGGCAUCCCAACGUACGGCCGCGUGUGGAAGAUGACCAAGGACUCCGGCCUGACUGGCCUGCCGCCCGUAGCCGAAGCCGAUAAUGUCGGCCCCGCUGGCAUCCAAACGCAGACUGCCGGCUUCUACAGCUGGCCCGAGGUGUGCGCCAAGCUACCCAACCAGGCCAACCAGCAUCUGAAGGGCGCCGACGGACCACUCCGCAAGGUGGGCGAUCCCACCAAGCGCUUUGGCAGCUACGCUUACCGCUCAGCCGAUGACAAGGGUGAGAAUGGUCUCUGGGUUGGCUACGAGGAUCCCGACACAGCUGCCAUCAAGGCCGCCUACGUUAAAGGCAAGGGCUUGGGCGGCGUGGCCCUCGUCGACCUCAGCUUCGACGACUUCCGCGGCGGCUGCACCGGCAACGAAAAGUAUCCCAUUCUGCGUGCCAUCAAGUAUAAGCUAUAGGCAGGCAACCCCACAUCCCCCACCAAAUAUGUAAUGCGUUUUUACGACUUUGAGUAUACAUGUUUUUAUAACUAAUCUGUCUAAUCCCCAAUAAAUACAAUCAAUUGACACAAA
Messenger RNA from Drosophila hydei, 1552 nucleotides. RefSeq names its product chitinase-like protein Idgf4 (gene Idgf4). NCBI's taxonomy places the organism in Eukaryota, Metazoa, Arthropoda, Insecta, Diptera, Drosophilidae. Gene Ontology annotation, cellular component: extracellular region. Gene Ontology annotation, molecular function: chitin binding. Bases 83 to 1438 code for a protein of 451 amino acids. The record is from RefSeq and is a predicted model, not a curated record. Gene Ontology annotation, biological process: chitin catabolic process; carbohydrate metabolic process. The transcript has 4 exons.